Hemibagrus wyckioides is the source of this 3513-nucleotide messenger RNA. RefSeq names its product presenilin 2 (gene psen2). Gene Ontology annotation, molecular function: aspartic endopeptidase activity, intramembrane cleaving. The record is from RefSeq and is a predicted model, not a curated record. Bases 1034 to 2101 code for a protein of 355 amino acids. Gene Ontology annotation, biological process: membrane protein ectodomain proteolysis; protein processing; negative regulation of apoptotic process. Gene Ontology annotation, cellular component: growth cone; neuromuscular junction; mitochondrial inner membrane. Lineage: Eukaryota; Metazoa; Chordata; Actinopteri; Siluriformes; Bagridae. The transcript is spliced from 10 exons.
UGUUUCUAUCAAGUCACUGUAACAUAAUAUAUAUGUGUGCAUGCUCUGGUCAUGGAUCUGUUUCUUUCUGUUUCUUUCCUUUAAUUUUCGUUUCUGUAAUGUAAUGAGAUUGGAGGUUGUGCCCUGAGAACCUGUAGAAAAAUCUAUUGAGUUCAAAAACACUCUAUGAACUUCACUGAAUUGUUUUUGUUUAUUUAUUUAUUUAUUUUUGGUUGUCUUCCAAUGUUAUGUUGUUAGGUGGUUGUGUUCUUAACAGCUGUUACUCAGGGUUUCAGGCUCGGUAUCUCUGAAAAGAAAUAUUACUUGAAAUACUGAAAGGUUGACGAUUGCACGAUGUCCCGUCGCCGUUAAGCUAAACUCCGCCCUCUUCUAAACACGCACUCAUUAUAAUGUACGUUAAUUAAGGAUACACACCAAUCAGGCAUAACAUUAUGACCACUGAGAGGUGCUGUGAAUAAGACUGAGUAUCUCCUCAUCAUGGCACCUGUUAGUGGGUGGGAUAUAUUAGGCAGCAAGUCAACAUUUUGUCCUCAAAGUUGAUGUUAGAAGCAGGAAAAAUGGACAAGCGUAAGGAUUUGAGCUUUGAGUUUGACGAAGGGACAAAUUGUGAUGGCUAGACCACUGGAUCAGAGCAUCUCCAAAACUGCAGCUCUUGUGGGGUGUUCCCAGUCUGCAGUGGUCAGUGUCUAUCAAAAGUGGUCCAAGGAAGGAACAGUGAUGAAACGGUGACAGGGUCAUGGGUGGUCGAGGCUCACUGAUGCACGUGGGGAGAGAAGGCUGGACCGUGUGAUCCGAUCCAACAGACGAGCUACUGUUGCUCAAACUGCUGAAGAAGUUAAUGCUGGUUCUGAUAGAAAGGGGUCGGAAUACACAGUGCAGGACGGGUCAGGGCUGUUCUGGCAGCGAAAGGGGGACUAAUUAGCGUCGGCUCGUCAGCUCGGACUCGACAGACUCGACACGGGGUUCCCGCGAUGCCGCCCAGGAUGCCGAGGACGAGGAACUGACACUGAAGUACGGCGCGAAACACGUCAUCAUGCUCUUCAUCCCCGUCACGCUCUGCAUGGUGGUCGUCGUGGCGACCAUCAAAUCCGUCAGCUUCUACACGGAGAAAAACGGCCAGCGCCUCUUUUACACGCCUUUCCCGGAGGACCCAAACACCGUGGGCGAGAGGCUGCUGUCAUCCUUCCUCAACACCAUCGUGAUGAUCAGCGUGAUCGUGGUCAUGACCAUCUUCCUGGUGCUGCUCUACAAGUAUCGCUGCUACAAGUUUAUCCAUGGCUGGUUGAUGCUGUCCUCUCUGAUGCUGCUCUUCUGGUUCAGUUACAUGUAUCUGGAGGAGGUGUUCAGGACGUACAAUGUGGCCAUGGACUACCCGACGGUGGCCAUGAUUAUCUGGAACUUCGGGGCGGUGGGGAUGGUCUGUAUCCACUGGAAAGGUCCCCUGCAGCUGCAGCAGGCUUACCUCAUCAUGGUCAGCGCCCUCAUGGCCCUCAUCUUCAUCAAAUACCUGCCAGAGUGGUCAGCAUGGGUCAUCCUGGCCGGGAUCUCCAUCUACGAUCUGGUAGCUGUACUGAGCCCUAAAGGUCCUCUGAGGAUGCUGGUGGAGACGGCGCAGGAGAGGAACGAGCCCAUCUUCCCUGCUCUCAUCUACUCGUCUGCCAUGGUGUGGAUGGUGGGGAUGGCCAAUCCGUCUCCAGCUCCUAACACAGAUGAGGAAGCGCUUCAUAAUGACCACGGGGUUUUGGAAAGCGAAGGGGCGGAGCCUGAGGGUCAGACGUUACAGGGGGAGAGCAGGAGCCAGUCUGUGGAGGAGGAGCUGGAGGAAGACAGGGGAGUGAAGCUAGGAUUAGGAGACUUCAUCUUCUACAGCGUUCUGGUGGGGAAAGCAGCAGCCACGGGCGGAGACUGGAACACCACACUCGCCUGCUUCAUAGCCAUCCUCAUCGGUCUGUGCCUGACCCUCCUGCUGCUGGCCAUCUUCAAGAAAGCUCUCCCGGCUCUGCCCAUCUCCAUCACCUUCGGCCUGGUCUUCUACUUCUCCACCGGCAACCUGGUGCAGCCGUUCAUGGACAGCCUGGCAGCUCAUCAGUACUACAUCUGAGACCCUCCUCCACCUCCACUGCCAAGCCAUAACGACUCAACCAGCGCCCAUGAAUGUGAGAAUAACGACAAAGCCUUUUACUUACCCUGCUACAUGAGAACGCCGGAGGCAGGACGUUGCUGGUGAUCGCCGUCUCCGGUCAAAAAAAUCAAAGAUAAAAAAGUCCUGAUCUGGGAUCAGAUCUCGUCGGUCAUAUUCGGAUGGAUAACUCGGAUACGAGAAGCUACAGCUGACCCUAGAUCAGACGAUGUCGGGUCAAACGUCUCGGCUCAGAGCGUUCUCUCUGGGAUUCACAGAAAGGGUUUUUUUCUACGCUUUCUUUUAAAGAAUUUAGUCUUGUAUCGCAUUCAGAUUCUAAGAAAAAAAAAAACGUUUAGUGUUCCCAAACAUUGAGGAAAACAAAUAGAUACAAACCAAUGCCUUCAUCAGAAAAAUACACUAUUCACCAAGAAGGAAAGAUUUGGUAAAAAAAUAAAAACCUGCGCUAGCGUUAGGGCCCAGGUUCUGCAAAGAAACUUUACAGGAAAAAUUAAAUGUACGAGUGUAAUGGAUGUCGGGGGUUUUUGUUUCGUUUUGUUUUGUACCGCAGCUACGCGGCUAGCUUAGCCACGAACUGACGAAGUGUAAAGCCACACCUUUAGCAUCAUGCUGUCGUUUAUGAGACAUCAGCAUCGGAUUAAAGGACGAAAAAUAAAAAAUCAACACUCCGUAGGAGUGUAUUUAAUCAAUAAUUACUAGGAUUUGCUAUUUUAAAAAAAAAAUAGACGAACACAUAACCUAAAUCUAAAUACUAUUAUUAUAAUUAUUAAGCUAGAUUAAGCUCAACCGUAUUACAUAUAUCGAUUGAGACGUCGUGAAAUAAAUCAUUAAUUACACGUCCUCUACAUAUCACCAUUACACAGAGACUGAUAUAACGAAUUCUAAUGAUUUAUAACGAAUUAUAAUGAAUUAUAACGAUUUAUCAGACUGGAGUUAACGCAAAGACUUUCACUUUUACUUCUGAGGGACGAAGCUAAUAUGGCUAAUGAGUAACGGCGGUUACGGCUCGUUAGCCACAUUAGCUUCGUCCCUCAGAAGUAAAAGUGGAAGCAGCGAACCUGAGGCGCCGAACGUGUCUCGGCUAAGCCAUCAUUUUAUUUCCAGACUUUAUUUUGAGAGGUUUCGUGGAAUCCUGAAGUGUUUACUUCUUUAAAUACGCGGAGUUGUGUUUCUGUUCAUUUCAGCUUUUUACACCGUACCGACGUCUCAACGCCUCGGGAUCUCAAAAUUCUUUUUGGCUUAUUUCUCUUAUUUUAAUCGAUUUGUGAGCAGGAAUAAAAUCCCCUGAUUUAUCCUCAUCAUGAAUCAUUUACUGCACCGUGACUAGACUUUGUUUUUUUUGUUUUUUUGAUUAAACGAAUAAUUUUAUGUUA